AUGGUUGUUGACACAGAAUAUUAUGACAUCUUACAAAUAAAACCAGAUGCUACACAGGCUGAUAUCAAAAAAGCAUAUCGUAAAAGAUCUGUUAAAGACCAUCCAGAUAAGAAUCCAAAUGAUCCAAAUGCAACUGAAAAAUUUCAAGCUAUUUCUCAAGCAUACCAAGUGUUAAGUAAUGAAGAACUAAGAGCUAAAUAUGAUAAACAUGGUAAAGAAUCUGCUGUUCCAAAUGAAGGUUUUGAAGAUGCUGGUGAAUAUUUUGCUAUGAUUUUUGGUGGUGAAGCUUUUGUUUCUUAUAUUGGUGAAUUAAGUCUUUUGAAAGAUAUAACUAAAAGUGCUGAAUUGAAUGAAGAAGAAAAAGAAGCUGAAGCUAAAGAAGAAAAACUUAAAGAAGAAUCAAAAGAGGAAGUAAAGAAUGAAGAUGAUAAACCAAAGAAAGAUUCAAAUACUAAUACAAAACCAAAUGUUGAUGAUACUACCAAUACAAAAGAUUCAAACAAUACCAAUAAAACGAGGUCAAAUUUCAAUGAAAAAGUAACAUUAAGACUUUUACAACAUGCUGAAAAUGCAGAAGCAGAAGCUGAAUCUGAACAACAAGGUAAAGAAACUGAACCAAAAAAGGAAAAAUCAAAAUUAGAAGAACAUGAAGAAGAAGUACAACGUAAAAAAGCAGAAUCAAUUGAAGAAUUAUCUAAAAAGUUAAUUGAAAGACUUUCGGUCCUAACAGAAUCUGAAUAUGAUGAAGAUUGUAAACAAGCAUUCAAAUCAAAAUUUGAAAUUGAAGCAAAUAUGUUAAAAAUGGAAUCUUUUGGUCUUGAUAUCUUACAUACAAUUGGGAAAGUUUAUUUAACAAAAGGUGAAAUUUUUUUAAAUUCUCAACAAUUUUUAGGUAUACCUGGUUUUUUUUCAUCUGUAAAGGCAAAAGGUAAUAUAGUUAUGGAUACUUUUAGAACAAUUUCUACAGCAUUAGAUGCUCAACAAACAAUGCAAGAAUUAGGAAAAUUACAAGAAUUAAAAGCCUCAUCAGAAGAAUUAAUUGAUGAAAAAACUGGUGAAAUUAUUCCAAAACCAACAGAUGAAGAAAUUGCUGAAUUAGAAAAAUUACUGAUGGGUAAAGUUCUUAAUGCUGCAUGGCAUGGUUCAAAAUAUGAAAUUCAAUCUACAUUAAGAGAUGUUUGUGAUAAAGUAUUAAAAGAUCAAACUCAAAAUAAGAAAACUCAAAUUAAGAGAGCUGAAAGUUUAAUACUAUUGGGUAAAGUUUUCAUAAAUACAACAAGAACAAAAUCUGAACAAGAAGAAGCUCAAAUUUUUGAAGAAAUUGUUGCUGAAGCUACAAAGAAGAAACAAAGUAAAUGA
Messenger RNA from Hansenula ciferrii, 1359 nucleotides. It is a transcript of the gene DJP1, whose product is annotated as Djp1p. Gene Ontology annotation, cellular component: cytosol. NCBI's taxonomy places the organism in Eukaryota, Fungi, Ascomycota, Saccharomycetes, Phaffomycetales, Wickerhamomycetaceae. Gene Ontology annotation, biological process: protein import into peroxisome matrix. Bases 1 to 1359 code for a protein of 452 amino acids. The record is from RefSeq and is a predicted model, not a curated record. The transcript has a single exon.